This is a messenger RNA of Ahaetulla prasina, 5773 nucleotides long. It is a transcript of the gene CASKIN1, whose product is annotated as CASK interacting protein 1. Lineage: Eukaryota; Metazoa; Chordata; Lepidosauria; Squamata; Colubridae. The record is from RefSeq and is a predicted model, not a curated record. The transcript is spliced from 21 exons. Gene Ontology annotation, molecular function: protein binding. Bases 447 to 5081 code for a protein of 1544 amino acids.
CGGCGCGCCCGGCCAUGGAGGGCUCGUCGCCGGCUCCGGCCAGGCUCUUGGCGGCGGCGGCCGCGGCGGGGAGCCGGCUCGGGCCGAGCGGGCAGGAGUGAGGACACCGCCGCCGCCGCCGCCGCCGCCGCCGCAGAGGAGGGGGGGGCGGUGGCGGUGCUGAGCGCGCCCCCGCCGGAGCCCGGCAGCCGACUUGUCCCCGCCCGCCCGCCGGCGAGGCGCUGCGCCCCGGCCGCGCGUCUCCAUUGCGCGUCGCGACCGCGGCAGCCGCUGCAGCAAAGGAGCCGCCGCCGCCGCCGCCCCGUCCCGCCCCGAGCCCGGCAGCUCCCGCAGCCCCCAUCCUCGCCGGCUGGGGCGCGGCCGGGCAUGAGCCGCCCCUGAGGACCCCGCCCGGGCCAGCCCCGCAGCCCAGCCCAGCCCAGCCGCCGCCGCCGCCGCCGCUCGCCAUGGGCAAGGACCAGGAGCUGAUGCAGGCGGUGAAGGCGGAGGACGUCGGCGCGGUGCAGAAGCUGCUGCAGAGGCCCAAGCCGGGCAAAGCCAAGCUCCUCGGAUCGACCAAACGGGUGAACGUCAACUUCCAGGAUACAGAUGGGUUCUCCGCCUUGCAUCACGCCGCCCUCAAUGGCAACACGGAGCUCAUCCUGCUGCUGCUGGAAGCCCAGGCUGCGGUGGAUAUCAAGGACAACAAAGGGAUGCGCCCUUUACACUAUGCUGCCUGGCAAGGGAAGAAGGAGCCCAUGAAGCUGGUGCUGAAGGCCGGCUCCUCAGUCAACAUCCCAUCGGACGAGGGACAGAUCCCUUUGCACUUGGCGGCUCAGCACGGACACUACGAUGUGUCAGAAAUGCUCCUCCAGCAUCAAUCCAACCCCUGCAUACUGGACAACAGUGGGAAGACUCCUCUGGACCUGGCCUGCGAGUUUGGCCGCGUUGGGGUAGUGCAGCUGCUUUUGAACAGCAACAUGUGCGCAGCCCUGUUGGAGCCCAAGCCGGGAGACAUCACUGACCCAAACGGGACCAGUCCGCUGCACCUGGCCGCCAAGAAUGGACACAUUGACGUCAUCAGGCUUUUGCUCCAGGCUGGCAUAGACAUUAACCGCCAGACGAAGGCAGGAACCGCCUUGCACGAAGCAGCCCUCUGUGGCAAGACGGAUGUGGUGCGCCUCCUCCUGGAUAGCGGGAUCAAUGCCCACAUCCGGAAUACCUAUAGCCAGACCGCUCUGGACAUUGUCCACCAGUUCACGGCCACGCAAGCCAGCAAGGAGAUCAAGCAAAUGCUGCGAGACGCUUCAGCUGCCCUGCAGGUCAGGGCCAUGAAAGAUUAUUGCAACAACUAUGACCUGACCAGCCUCAAUGUGAAAGCCGGGGACAUCAUUACGGUCCUGGAGCAGCAUGCCGACGGCCGGUGGAAAGGCUGCAUUCACGACAACCGGACAGGCAACGACCGGGUGGGAUACUUCCCGUCCACCUUGGUCGAAGCCAUCAGUAAACGCACAGGUCCGUGGAAUGCAGACCCUUCCCCAGGGCAGUUUCAAGCCAUCUCCCUCCCAGCUGGGGGGGCUGCCCUGCCCAACGGCCUCCCUGCUUCCUCCUCCUCCUCCUCCUCCUCCUCUCCCCCCCUCCAUCAGCUCCAUUGCCUGCUUCCGUCUCCAAUGCUUCCCCAUCAGCCUCUUUUCAGUUCCUUCGGCUACCGCCGGCUCGCCCAUGGCGGUGCGGAAAGGCCUUGUGCCAAUCCAGGUUCCCGAGGGUCGGAUGCCAGCCCGUCCCACUUGUCUCCUGGCAGCUCUGCGACCACGCCGGCCCCCGCAGAAGAAAUCUGGGUGCUCCGGAAGCCCUUUGCAGGAGGUGACCGCAGCAGCGUGGGCAGCACUGGAAGCAUCACCAGUGGACGGAGCUCGGGCAGUGGCCAGAGCACUGGAAGCGGAGGCCAUGGGGCCCUUCAUCCUGGCUCAGAAGGCGUGAAGCUGCUGGCAACUGUCCUUUCCCAGAAGGCGUCUGUGCAAGAUUCUGCUGUGAGCGACGGGCCUGCCAAGGCGGUGGAGACACCCGCAGGUUCUUCCAGGACCCCAGGAUUGGGCAGCGCACCGUACCCCAGCCAGCCAUAUGGGGAGCAGCCGGUCAAGAAGGUGGAGCCGCAGUCCGAGGGGAAGAGCUCAGAGGCCGUCUACCAGUGGCUGUACAAGUUUCAACUGCAGCUCUACGCCUCCAACUUCAUCAAUGCUGGUUAUGACAUUCCCACGAUCAGCCGGAUGACCCCCGAGGACCUGACGGCCAUUGGGGUUACCAAGCCGGGACACCGAAAGAAGAUCACGUCUGAGAUCAACAACCUCAACAUUCCCGAGUGGCUUCCAGAAUACAAGCCAGCAAACCUGGCUCUCUGGCUCUCCAUGAUUGGUCUGGCACAGUAUUACAAAGUCCUGGUGGAAAAUGGCUACGAGAACAUCGAUUUUAUCACCGAUAUCACUUGGGAGGAUCUGCAGGAGAUCGGCAUCAUCAAACUGGGCCACCAGAAGAAGCUGAUGCUAGCUGUGAAAAAGUUGGCAGAGAUCCAGAAAGCUGAAUACAUCAAGUAUGAAUCUGGAACACUGAAGAAAAAGGGCGCACCACAGUCACAGGACACGGUGGCCAUAGAGUCUCCUUCGCAGGAAACGGCCGAAUGCCAGUCCCCCAAGAUGUCCACUUUCCAGGACAGUGAGCUGAGCAACGAACUGCAGGUGGCCAUGACAGGUACCAGUGAAGAGGGGCCCGAGAAACAGGCCAACCAUGUGACGCACUUCCGGGACGGAACGGUCUACCGGCAUCCCUCCCGCCUCGUCCACGAGAACAGCCUGAGUGGGAGAGCUAAGCUGAUUAGUAGCUCCCAGGAACUGCUGGGAGAUGGACCCAAAUCUCCUGGCCCUGCAGUGUCCAAAAGCCAGGAGCACCUAGCAGAAGAGGGGAAGGAGCCUCCAGCCACCCUGCCCAAAGAGGUGCGGAGCCUCCGACAUGGCCACAGCAUCAAGAGGGCAAGCGUCCCACCAGUGCCUGGAAAACCCCGGCAAUCCUUCCCUCCAGCUGCAGGCCACUACACCCCUCCACAAACUCCCACCAAGCCCCGCCCAUCCUCUCCUCAGGCUUUUGGGGUGCCCCAUGCCACGGCCAAAGUAAAACCCACGCCACAAUUGCUGCCACAGACUGACCGACCCAUGUCCCCUCGCUCACUGCCGCAGUCUCCUACGCACCGGGGCUUUGCCUAUGUCCUGCCUCAACCUGUGGAGGGAGAGGCUCAAGCUGCAGGCCCCUUGGCUCAAGCUGUGCCGGUCUUGCCCAUCUCCAUCCCGGUGCUGUGCCUGCCACCCCAGAGUGCAGAGAGUGAGGAGGAGGGAGGUCGGCCCAAGAAGAGAGCCCACAGUCUGAAUCGCUAUGCAAUGUCUGACAGUGAGCAGGAGCGGGAUGAGCUGCUGGUGCCAGAUGCCGGGCCCUAUGCCACUGUGCAGCGGAGGGUCGGCCGCAGCCACUCUGUCCGGGCACAGUCAGGUGCUGACAAGAAUGUGAAUCGCAGCCAGUCCUUUGCUGUGCGGCCCAAGAAGAAGGGUCCUCCACCACCGCCGCCCAAGCGUUCCAGCUCUGCCAUCUCCAGCAGCAACAUGACAGAUGAUUUUAACAAAGAGGGAGAGGAGGGAGAAGAGCUGGACCAGAAACUGCUGAGUGAUGGGGGCACCGUGGAGACAGGCAGUGCUGGGAGUGUGAAGAGCAUUGCUGCCAUGUUAGAAAUGUCAUCUAUCGGUGGAGGGGGGCGGGCUCUUGCCCUGCAAAAGGGGGCUGAUGGGUACUACUUGCAGCCUGGUGUGGUUAUACGCUCAGCCAGUCCGGAACAUGCCCGUGUUGCAACUGUUCUGGCCACCGUCAAGCAUAAAGAGGCCAUCGGACCAGACGGAGAGGUGGUGAACCGCCGACGCACCAUCAGUGGCCCUGUGACUGGUCUUGUGGCAGCCGCUCGCCGUGAACGCUCGGACAGCAUUAAGUCUGACAUGGUCAAAGACGGUGGCCCCGUGGAACGGCUGCGGGCAGAGCACAGUGGGAGUGCCCCACAGAAUGGUUCAGGAGAAAAUAUCCCCUUUGCUGAGGAGGGCAGCCUGACUAUCAAGCAGCGUCCCCGGCAGAUGAGCCUGGCCAAGGCCGAAGGUGGGGAAGGCUUGUCCCUGGGCCAUCGGCACAGCGACCUUUCCAGAGUGGAGGCCAGCGCCACUCUCAAGCGGAGGAUCCGGGCAAAGCAGUGUCAACAGGACAAUGUCAAGUUCAUCCUCACAGAAUCCGAUACUGUGAAGAGGCGGCCAAAGUUGAAAGACAAGGAGCAGGAGAUGGCCCAGCUGUCAGUGUACCACAAUGGCAUGGGCACCGUCAAGCGCCGGCCGACCUCUGAGAUGAGCAGCCUGGAGGCCUCAGCCCCCACAGAGCAGCAAGAGAGAGGGGGAGGGGCUUCGGGUCAGAUCCCCCGUGAAGAAACCAAGAAGCCCAUCAAGCCUCCUGUCUCUCCCAAGCCCAUCUUGCCACCCAAAACCUCAGGGCCUUCCACGCCAACCACAAAAAGGGCUCCAAUUCCCGGCCCUGGCAGCCCAGAGGUGAAACGUGUCCAUGGGACCCCACCACCCACAUCUCCAAAGCCUACACCACCCCCAACUGCUCCGAAGCCGAAGGUCCACCCUGUCCUCCAGUCAGUGAGUGCCAGCUGCACACCAGCACCUUCACCGGCCAAGCAGCUCACCCCCACCAUCAAGCCUUCAAGCACACCUCCUUCCCUCUGCUCCAGCCCAGCUAAGCCUUUGUCCCCCGGAGGGCAGCCUCCUCAGACAGUGCCAAUCAAGCCACCUCGCUCCUCAAUGGCUGGGCCCUCAGUGGAGAGCACCGAGAGCGUGCAUCAGAAACUGGAGGAGACCAGCGCUUCUCUGGCUGCUGCUCUGCAAGCUGUGGAAGAGAAGAUCAAGCAAGAGGAUGGACAAGCAGCAGAUUCCACUGCAGAAUCCAAGAGUACCGUCAGCAUCCUGGACGACAUCGGCAGCAUGUUUGAUGAUCUUGCUGACCAGCUAGAUGCCAUGUUGGAAUGAGAGCUGGAGAACAGUCCGGGCCAACCUCAGGAUCUGCCAUGGGCACAAGGGCACAAUCACCUCCAUGAAGAUCUUCCCUCCUCCAUUUUUUGAGGUUUGCACAAAGAAGACAAGGUUACCUCAGGAUUGUGUUGAUACAAACUGAGAUGCUUGAGAAAGGCUUUCCUCGGGACCUGUUUUGCAAAGCGAAGAGAGGAACCACAUUUGGGUUUCUUCUCCCAUCCCUUCCAAACACCCGUUUGACCUUAGAGAUCACAGCAUGACUGCAGUUCUCCUGCAGCGGAGUCGGAGGUCAGGGCAGCCUGGGAUGGGCAGAGCUUCCAUGGCAAUGGGAGAAAGUGAGUGUCACACUUUCUUCAGCACAGCUUUCCAGGCGAAGCUACUCCAUCGACUCCAAAGUGGCUUUCCCACCCCAUAUAUAAGUACAAAUUCCUUUCCCCUCUCUCCAGAUCAGUCCUGAGUCAUUACUGUCCCAAUACACUAUCAAAGUAUGUGGCACAAAAUAAGUAUUAAGUCUUCUCCGGUUCUUCAUGUUUUCCGUUUGGGGUGAAAUCUCGUCUUAGCAAUGACUAUUGCCUUCUGUGUUGGGUGUUUCUGGACUGCACACCGUGUUUCCUUCUAUGCCCAGCUCAUGCGCCCAUCUGCCACUGCUGGAGAUGCUGGUGGAGGCAGCCAUGGAAGGCCUGAGGGAA